Molecule: messenger RNA, 1920 nt
Organism: Hippocampus zosterae (dwarf seahorse)
Lineage: Eukaryota; Metazoa; Chordata; Actinopteri; Syngnathiformes; Syngnathidae
Gene: gja10a
Product: gap junction protein alpha 10 a
Exons: 2
Coding region: 301-1767 (488 amino acids)
Biological process (GO): cell communication
Cellular component (GO): connexin complex
Source: RefSeq, a predicted model, not a curated record
CCCAGCAACACGGAAGAGCACUGCCAGCCUGCACUCUGCCAUUACAAACACACAUAUACAAACACACACUCGCGCACACGCACAAACACACACAUACACACAUGGUGAGCGAGGAGCAAGGAGCAAAAUAUUGUGGAUUAUAACUUGACAUCAACAAAAUUCGACCUCCAUGGGGUAGCCAUACAGAUGCAGUGGAUUCCUUGAAUUUUGAAAUUAUCAUCAUGACGUACAGCAAGAGGCAAAAAGGGAUCCCAUAGAUUUCUCAAAGACAUGUGGCAAUAAAGUGGUGAGGACCUUACGAUGGGUGACUGGAACCUACUGGGCAGCAUCCUGGAGGAGGUCCACAUUCAUUCAACAAUCGUGGGCAAGAUCUGGCUCACCAUUCUCUUCAUUUUCCGCAUGCUGAUCCUGGGGGCGGCUGCUGAGGAUGUAUGGGAUGAUGAGCAGUCUGAAUUUGUCUGCAACACUGACCAACCAGGUUGCAAGGCAGUCUGCUAUGAUCGUGCCUUCCCCAUCUCGCUUAUUCGCUUCUGGGUCUUGCAGGUCAUCUUCGUCUCUGCACCCUCACUGGUUUACAUGGGCCAUGCUCUCUACUGCAUCCGAGCACUAGAGAAGGAGCGCCAUAGGAAACGGAUACAGCUGAAAGAGGAGAUGGAUGAAGCAGAAUUGCCACUGGAUGAACAUAAACGAAAAGAGAGAGAGCUGAGGAAGCUGGAUGAACAGCGAAAAGUAAAAAAGGCACCUCUUCGAGGAUCCCUCUUGAGAACCUACAUCAUUCAUAUCCUUGUACGCUCUGUGGUGGAGGUGUUCUUCAUACUUGGGCAAUACAUUCUAUACGGUGUUCAACUUGACCCACUGUAUAAAUGUGAACGGAUGCCUUGCCCCAACAGUGUGGACUGUUACAUUUCGAGGCCCACCGAGAAGACCAUUUUCAUGGUUUUCAUGAUAGCCAUUGCUGGUGUCUCGCUUUCUCUCAACAUUCUGGAAAUAUCCCACCUUGGCAUCAGGAAAAUCAAAACGGCCCUCUCUGGAGAGAGAUACAUGGAAGAUGACAGUUUAAUUUUCAAGUCCAGGAGGAAAGUAUCACUGUCACAUCAUUGUGUGAUGAGCAAUGCGUCACCUUACAAUGGACCUUUGACACAGACCUUCAAUGUAAUACCAGAAGAAGACGUAAUACCUCCUCAUUACCCCGGGCUCAAAACGAGCCACGGGGCUCCGAGGAAUGACAGCUUGGCUCAUCUGGGGCACAUCCAGACCAACUACAUCUGCCCCCAACCAGGAAUACAAUCGACUCACAACUAUGUCAUUUCCCAAACUCAUCAAGGUCCAGAGGUACCCACAACAAUAGUGGACAACCACCAUGGCUUGGACACGGUGUUGUCCGCAGCAGAGGGAAGCACAUCAAGCCCUGGCAAAGAUACCCAUCAGAGAGAACUCAGUGAUGCCAGCCAUUUCGAGGCUUUUCUGUGUAGUAGCGCUAGACGGCCGUCUUCUAUGACUAACCUGGAGGAUGACCGCAGAGACUCAGUGGGGAGUGAGGUCCUUCUACCCAAACCUAGAAAAACCAGCUUCAUGUUCAGACCACCAUCUGAAAGCUUGUCAUCAGUCAGUCGUUCCACGAGUUCCUCCUUACAUUCCUCAGAAGAAUCAGAUGAACUCGGCUCACUGCAGGGCGACAUGCUCAUGAUGCCGCCUCCCGGGGGGCGAAGAAUGUCAAUGGCAAGUAACACAGACCACACGUAUUGCAUGUUGAACUCAAAUAUUUGAAUCUGAAUGCCAAGUGUGUUAUUUAGAGUAUCAAUCAGUGUCAUGUAGAUGAUCGAAAUUUAUGAAGCCAUCUGAAACGGGAAAAUGGGAACUACUCUGAGAUACAAAAGUUGUAAAUCAAGGAUCGAGCAUGAGAAACACAUUUCAUUUGAA